This is a messenger RNA of Rotaria sordida, 757 nucleotides long. The record is from the annotation of a GenBank genome assembly. Lineage: Eukaryota; Metazoa; Rotifera; Eurotatoria; Philodinida; Philodinidae.
CAGCACCCAAUACUGUAUGUGUCAACAACACUCGAUGCAGUAUUCCUGUGUGUUAUCCAAUCAAUCGUGCAUCGUCUCAAUGGUGUCCACCGUUAACCUCGAGAAUUUCAAUCAUCAGUACAGAUUCAACAACUAUGAUAACAACGCGAUCGGCAUUGUCAAUAGCUACCACAUCAUUAACACCGACGCCAUCAGUAACCACUAAAAUAUCGACAACACCAAGAACAACAAAACUAUCGGCGAGAUCGACAAAUGUUGUAGCAACGACGACCUUUGUGCCUAGCAGAUGGUCGAAUACCACCAGUAUGAAUGUUGGACGAUCCUCUCACACAGCAUCGAUGCUGAGCAAUGGAAAAGUCUUAGUUGCUGGUGGAUAUAACUACUACGAUGGCUACUUCAGUAGUGCAGAACUCUAUGACCCAGCGACAGGAGUAUGGACAAAGACUGGCAACAUGACUAUUGCACGAUCCUAUCACACAGCAUCGAUACUAAGCAAUGGAAAAGUCUUAGUUGCUGGUGGAUCUAACUUCAAUAGCUACUUGAGUAGCGCGGAACUCUAUGACCCAGCAACAGGAGUAUGGACAAAGACCAGCAACAUGCGUUUCGAACGGAUCUAUCAUACAGCAUCCGUGCUGAGCAAUGGAAAAGUCUUAGUUGCUGGUGGAUAUAACCUCUACGAUGGCCACUUGAAUAGUGCAGAACUCUAUGACCCAGCAACAGGAGUGUGGACAAAGACUGGCAACAUGAGUAUUGCACG